ACAAGAUAAAAUAAAGCAGGCUGCUGAAGACGCACAAAAUCCCUCUAAAGCAGUCCCCAGAAGUCUCGGCAGACUAAAAUCAUAACAGGGAGUAGCGAUAUAGCCCUUAAGCGUAUGCAUGAGCCAUAACAGUGACUUUAUGAAUGGUUAUAAAUUAUUUUAGGCGCCAGUUCACUGGGAACUGAUGCUUUGUUGCCUUCUUUCAGAAGGACGAAAUAGACGGUGCACAAAAUAUCCCAAAAGCAGGAAAAGUAGUCUUUACGCCAAACGUUUAAGGUCGGUUGACGUGCUCCGGUGCUUGGAGCCGAUCGGCGCCGGCCAGGCCCUUUCCCCUCCACGUGUUUUCCGCCGUAAGUGUGACAGUCAGCUGAUACCUGCCACUGGAGCUCCCGGAAAGUCUUGGGCGUCAGUCUGUAUCACUUAUAUUAGUUGAUAUAACCGAGAUCGUGUGUAAUUCAUAAUGGCUGCAUUUCCACCAAAGCUGCAGGUUCAGCUAAGUGAAAACAAGAGGUUUCAGAAACUGAAAGAAAUCUUUACAGAAAAGUUUGGAGAAUCUCCUUUGUUUUACGCAUAUGCACCUGGAAGAAUUAACUUAAUAGGGGAACACAUUGACUAUUGUGGAUACGCUGUACUUCCCAUGGCAGUGGAGCAGAACAUCCUUGUAGCCGUCUCGGUGAAUAAGUCUCCGACUAUUGAGCUGGCAAAUACAAAUCCGCAGUACAAAGAUUUCACGGCCGCCACCGACAACAUCGUCAUAGACAGGACAAAGCCCCAGUGGUAUUAUUACUUUAUGUGCGGAGUCAAAGGAAUUCAGGAGCAUUUCGGCCUCACAUCGAUGGCUGGAAUGCGGUGUGUUGUUGAUGGCACUGUCCCUCCCAGUUCUGGCCUGUCCAGUUCCAGUGCCCUGGUGUGCUGUGCCGGCCUGGUCACUCUGGAAGCCAACCAGCGGACGCUGUCUAAGGUGGAGCUGGCUGAGAUCUGCACGCGCUGCGAGCGCUACAUCGGCACUGAGGGCGGGGGAAUGGACCAGUCCAUAUCUUUCUUGGCAGAAGAGGGCAAGGCGAAGCUCAUAGAGUUCAGCCCCCUCCGGGCCACCGACGUGAAACUACCCGCUGGUGCCGUCUUCGUGGUCGCCAACUGCUGCGUGGAGAUGAACAAGGCGGCCACCUCGCACUUCAACACCCGCGUGGCCGAAUGCCGGCUGGCGGCCAAGGUGCUGGCCAAGAACAGAGACCUGGACUGGGGCCGGAUGCAGAGGCUGGGUGAGGUGCAGGCGGAGCUGGGCGCCUCCCUGGAGGACAUGCUGGCCCUGGUGGAGGAGGUGCUGCGGCCAGAACCCUACAGCCGUGAGGAGGUCUGCCAAGUUCUGGGCAUCAGCCAGGAGGAACUGGAGAGCAGCGUGCUGAGCGCCAACACACGACAUGUGACACACUUCAAGCUGCGGCAGCGGGCAUGGCACGUGUACGGUGAGGCGGCGCGGGUGCUGCGGUUCCGGGAUGUGUGCCAGUCGGCGCCGGAUGGAGCCAUCGCACAGCUGGGUCUCCUGAUGCAGCAGAGCCACACCAGCUGCCGGAACCAGUACGAGUGCAGCUGCGAGGAGCUGGACCAGCUGGUGGACAUAUGCCUACGGGCGGGAGCUGCGGGGGCACGGCUGACCGGUGCAGGCUGGGGGGGCUGCGUGGUCUCCAUGGUCCCUGCUGAGAAGCUGGGGGCAUUCCUGCAGGAAGUGAGCAAGUCCUUCUUCGAGCCGGACGCCCGCCGAGCGGCCCUGGAGAAGCAGAGCCUUUUCGUCACCAAGCCUGGGGGGGGCGCCGCGGUCGUCCUGGAAGCCUUUCCUUAAGUGAAGGUCGUGGGGUCGGUGACACUGGUCUACAGGCUGAUGGCGGCGGAUUCCUGCGGGGAUCUCCAAUUUAAUCAGCAGCCACCAUCUGUUACUCAUUCACAGCCCUGUUGCAGAUCAUUUGUGAUUACUGAUAAUAAAGGAACAUUUAACGAGAUUGAUUUAGAUUAACAUACAAUCUUUAAUUUGGUGAUUUGUUAGGAAUGAGCCAAUCCAAGGUGCUGGGGGUAAAACUUUAUAACUAAACAGUGUCUUCAUGCGUACCUGUUAAAUCAUAUUUCGUAACAUGUUAUGUUUAAUUUUAAUUUUUCUUAAAUGAUAUUUGUAUUUCUAAUGUCCAACAAUUCCUUCAGGUGCCAGGGUCAUGAUAGGAGCCUGUCCCAAACAGCAAAGGGCACAAGGCCGGGGUACACCCUGGUCAAUCACGGGGCACAUACACAGUCAUAUGUUAUAGAUACCAGUUAGCCAGACUGAAUGUCUCUGGACUGUGGGAGCAAACCAGAAUAUCCAGAGGAAAGCAAAAAAAUAAUAAUAAAGCAUAAUAAUUGCAAACUGUAUUACUAA
This is a messenger RNA of Paramormyrops kingsleyae, 2404 nucleotides long. It is a transcript of the gene galk2, whose product is annotated as galactokinase 2. Gene Ontology annotation, molecular function: ATP binding; galactokinase activity. NCBI's taxonomy places the organism in Eukaryota, Metazoa, Chordata, Actinopteri, Osteoglossiformes, Mormyridae. Gene Ontology annotation, biological process: galactose metabolic process; carbohydrate phosphorylation. Gene Ontology annotation, cellular component: cytosol; cytoplasm. The record is from RefSeq and is a predicted model, not a curated record.